UGGACCAAGUGAAUUAAGAUUUGUUGUGUUUUGGAAAAGAGGUCCUAAAUAGUCGAAAUAGUGCGAGAAAGCCCAUGUGAAAAGCCCAUAUCUGUAGAAAAUACGUUUUUGGUUUAGGAUAUUUUUUGCAGCAAAACCCUUCCAAGUUCCAUCCCUUCCCCCUUAUCCAUAUUCUGGUUAAUCACUUCUUCCUCUGCUCUUGGGACAUGUCUAUCACUGCCACUACCUUCAAGUCCCUUACAAUGGCCGAAUCGUGCCUUCUCUCUUCUCACUCCUCACUCCUUUACAACAAACCCAAACCCCUCUUUUUCUCUCUUCCAUCAAAACCCCUCACACUCCACUUCUCAUGCCUCCACUCUUCCCCUUCACUCUCUCUCACCCUCGCCUCCCGAACCCAACGUUCUCCCGUCCUCUCGCUCGUGGCCCAAACUUCAGACUGGGCCCAACAACAAGAAGAAGAGGAAGGUGUCACUGAAACCGAAGCGGGCCUUUCCGAUUGGCAGCCCAACGGCGAAGACGCUGAAAUCGAAGGCAGCGUAGAAGAAGAUGGUGAAGACGAAGAAGAAGGUUUCGUCGAACCGCCAGAAGAUGCAAAACUCUACGUUGGAAACUUGCCUUACGAUGUUGAUAGCCAGAAAUUAGCCAUGCUUUUCGAGCAAGCCGGAACCGUUGAGAUUGCCGAGGUUAUUUAUAAUAGGGAAACGGACCAGAGUCGUGGAUUUGGAUUUGUAACCAUGAGUACAGUUGAAGAAGCUGAGAAGGCUGCGGAGAAAUUCAACCGCUAUGACUAUGAUGGAAGAUUGUUGACUGUUAAUAAGGCUUCUCCUAGAGGAUCUCGACCGGAACGCCCACCGCGCACUUUUGAGCCUUCCUUUGCAAUUUAUGUUGGUAAUUUGCCAUGGAAUGUUGAUAAUUCCCAGCUGGAGCAAAUUUUCAGUGACCAUGGCAAGGUUUUGAAUGCUCGGAUAGUCUAUGACAGAGACAGUGGUCGAUCACGUGGCUUUGGCUUUGUCACAAUGUCUGAUGAGAAGGAAAUGAAUGAUGCUGUUGCUGCUCUUGACGGUCAGAAUUUGGACGGGAGGGCGAUUAAGGUGAGUGUUGCUGAAAAGCCCAGGCGUGGCUCCUUUUGAAUGGUACCUAAAGUAAUCCCCCACGUCAGGUGCUAGAGUUCUCUAUUUUUCCUUUUUAAUAGAUGAGGAUAUAAUGCCGAUUUUUCUUUAAAGCAAUUUCCUUCUUGGUCCUUCAGUUUCAGAUUAGAUUUAUGUACUUUACUGUUAUAACUUAUAAAUUUAUUAUGUUCAGUAGAAAAGUAAGUUGUAAUUCCGACUCCCGAGACUUUGAGGAAAGUCUACAUUGUUGCGUUUUCUGUUGGGUUAUUUAUUAUUAUUUACGGAAUGAAAAAGAAAAGAACAAAAAAAACAGAGGAAAGUGGGAUGUUCUGCCGAAACUAUUGUAGAGUUGGUUUGCUUUUAAAUUCUUUGGUCAACUAGAGUUGGUUUGUUUGAUUGUAUUUGAAAUCCCGUUUUGUUAAAUAAGAGAACGAAGUAUAAUAAUUUUUUUAAAUCUUAUUUAUGACGUUUCUUGAAUCCACAAGAUAUACUUUGAUCUUACGG
Molecule: messenger RNA, 1613 nt
Organism: Abrus precatorius (Indian licorice)
Lineage: Eukaryota; Viridiplantae; Streptophyta; Magnoliopsida; Fabales; Fabaceae
Product: 28 kDa ribonucleoprotein, chloroplastic-like
Exons: 4
Coding region: 207-1130 (307 amino acids)
Cellular component (GO): cytosol
Molecular function (GO): mRNA binding
Source: RefSeq, a predicted model, not a curated record